Nematocida major is the source of this 1650-nucleotide messenger RNA. RefSeq names its product phenylalanyl-tRNA synthetase beta chain. Gene Ontology annotation, molecular function: ATP binding; phenylalanine-tRNA ligase activity; magnesium ion binding. Gene Ontology annotation, biological process: phenylalanyl-tRNA aminoacylation. Gene Ontology annotation, cellular component: cytoplasm; phenylalanine-tRNA ligase complex. The coding region runs from base 1 to 1650 and encodes 549 amino acids. The record is from RefSeq and is a predicted model, not a curated record. Lineage: Eukaryota; Fungi; Microsporidia. The transcript has a single exon.
AUGCCUUCUAUUUCAGUGAGCAAGAAUGCGCUGCUUGCAGGCAUAGAGAAAACAUACACGGACGAAAAAACAGAAGAGGCACUUUUCGAGUUUGGCUUGGAGUUGGACGAGAUAUACACGGAGGAGGGAGAAGUCAAAUACAAGAUAGACAUUCCUGCGAAUAGAUACGACCUUUUGUGUCUUAGGGGCCUCGUGCACGGACUGAAAGCGUACAUAGACAAUGCCCCUGGGAAGAGUCUUUGUGUGAAGACAGUCGAUGAGAAAGUCCUGGGAGACAGGCCAGAGGGCCGUCCUUAUAUAAAAGUGGCCGUUAUGAAGGGGAUAGACCUGGAAAAUGGCGGAUAUUCUGACCUUAUAAACUUCCAGGACAAACUGCACCAGGGCCUGGGGCUUAACAGGACGCUUAUGGCGAUAGGAACGCACGACUACGACAAAACCCAGCGGCCGUACAGGUACGUUGGCGAGGAUGAAGACCUCGUAAAGUUCCAGCCUUUGUCGCAGGACAGAGAGUACACCCGGAAGGAGCUCGACACCUUGUACGAGAAGGACGGAAAGUUGAAGGAGUACCUGAAGCUGGGCAGAGAGAACGGGAAAGUUCCCGUUCUGUACGAUGCCACGGGAAGAGUCCUUUCUCUCCCCCCGCUUAUCAACAGCGACUUUUCCAAGAUAACGGAAAAGACCAAAAACAUACUUGUAGAAGUCACGGGCACGGACCUGGGAAGAGUUUCAACGGCGAUGCAUCUGAUACUGCACCACUUCGCAGAAACAACCACGGAGAUUGAGGAGCUCACCCCAGACUCCCCCGAGGAAAAGUCCCCGUUCACCGUUGAAGUCACCCCGGAAACCGUUAAGAAAGAGCUUCUUAUAGACCUCUCCCUGGAGACAGUAAAGACGUACCUGGAGAGAAUGAUGCACACUGUGGAGGUUCUGGAGGGAUCUGGCGCGUGGAGAGUGCGGGUCACGCCCUCCAAGCUCCGAACUGACGUCCUGCACCUGUGCGACAUCGUGGAAGAUAUCGCAAUCGCCCACGGAUACAACAACUUCAAGAAGACCCUCGGAAAUACCUACACAGUAGGCCAGGAAUUGCCCGUGAAUAGAGCAGCAGACGCCCUCAGGCGAGAGUGUGCAAUGGUCGAGUACACAGAACUCUUUACGAUGGCGCUAAUGUCUCGGGAGGACUACUACGGAUUCGGUGUGGAGAGACACAUUGCAGUUAAAAACCCGAAAAGCACCGAAUGCGCAAUACUCAGGCAGCACUUGAUUCCCUCCGUGCUGAAGUGCCUCAUUGCAAACCAGCACUACCAACUCCCCCUGAAGGUCUUUGAACUCUCCGACGUGGGAGAAUUCGCAGAGUCGGACGUUGGCGUCAGAAACAGCAAGCGCCUGUGCAUGGGAAUAUGCGGGCGAAGUAGCGGACUCGAGUCCCUGCAGGAGUCUUUUGACGUCGUGAUGAAGAGGCAGGGAUACGCCGUAACGUACGAGGAGGAGGAUGCAGCACCCUUUAUCCCCGGAAGGUCCUGCAGAGUCCUGCACAAAGGGAAAAAGAUCGGAGUUAUGGGCGUCAUGGACCUCAGCAUCCUCAACUACCAUAAAAUGCCGUUUAUCUGCUCCUUCGUAGAAGUCUCAGUAGAUGAGCUUGUGAACCCAUAA